This is a messenger RNA of Conger conger (European conger), 2169 nucleotides long. Its product is annotated as protocadherin beta-1-like. The record is from RefSeq and is a predicted model, not a curated record. Gene Ontology annotation, molecular function: calcium ion binding. NCBI's taxonomy places the organism in Eukaryota, Metazoa, Chordata, Actinopteri, Anguilliformes, Congridae. Gene Ontology annotation, cellular component: plasma membrane. Bases 1 to 2169 code for a protein of 722 amino acids. Gene Ontology annotation, biological process: homophilic cell-cell adhesion. The transcript has 4 exons.
AUGGCUGUGCAUCGAGAACAACGUUCGCUCCAGUGGCAGGUACAGUUGUUCGUGUGUGUGUUUGUGUCUAAUGGGGUUUUGGCACAAGUCAGAUACUCCAUCCCGGAAGAAAUGUCGAAAGGGUCUUUGAUAGGGGAUAUUGCAAAGGAUUUGGGAUUGGAUGUGUGGAGGCUUAAAUCGGGUCGUGCUCGUGUUGUUACUGAGGACAGCAGCGACUGUGUGGACCUGAAUGCGGACAAAGGGAUUCUGCUGGUGAAAAAACGCAUAGACCGAGAGGAGCUGUGCGGUCAGACGUCUCCUUGCAGCUUCAGUUUCGAAAUGGUCCUGGAAAAUCCAAUGGAAUUAUUCAGCAUUACAAUCUUUAUCCAAGACCAGAACGAUAACGCACCUCAGAUCCUCUACCCAGUACAUGCUGGUGGCAGUCUGGUGGCGGAAAUGGUGCCUCGUUCGGCAGAUGUUGGAUAUCUGGUCACUAAGGUAGUCGCUGUUGAUGUGGACUCUGGACAGAAUGCCUGGCUCUCAUAUAAACUGCUGAAAGCGACAGACAGAGCACUGUUUGAAGUGGGCUCACAGAAUGGAGAAAUAAGAACUUUACGCCAGGUCACUGAUAAAGAUGCUGUGAAACAAAGACUUACUGUUGUUGUUGAGGACAACGGACAGCCCUCUCGCUCAGCCACAGUGAAUGUCAAUGUGGCUGUGGCGGACAGCUUUCCAGAAGUGUUCUCGGAAUAUACAGAUUUUACGCAAGAUAAGGAUUACAACGACAACUUGACUUUUUAUUUAGUUUUGGCAUUGGCGGUUGUUUCCUUCCUCUUCAUCUCGUCUGUAGUAGUCAUGAUAUCCAUAAAAGUCUACAGAUGGAGACAGUCUCGCAUCUUCUAUCAAUCCAAUCUCCCAGUUAUUCCUUAUUACCCACCCCAUUACGCAGACGUUGGAGGCACAGGAACACUACAACAUGUUUAUAAUUACGAGGUGUGCAGGACCACUGACUCCAGAAAUAGUGACAUUAAAUACCUCAGACCCAUCAGUCAAAGCCUCAUUAGUGUUGAUAUGAAUGAUACCGAGACAAUGCCGCAUGAUCAAAAGACGUCGACUCCAACCGAAGAAUGUUCAACACUGAUUCGAUAUUCUAUUCCAGAAGAAAUGGUUAAGGGCUCAUUUGUCGGUAACAUCGCGGAGGAUUUGGGACUGAGCGUGCAGCGUUUGGUGAGUGGCAGGGCUCGUGUUUUAACCCGAGGCAGCAGCCAGUACGUGGACUUGAAUUUGGAAAAAGGGGUUUUGGUUGUGAACGAAAGAAUAGACCGAGAGCAGCUGUGCGGCCUUGUUUCGCCGUGCAGUUUCAAUUUCGAGCUGAUCCUAGAAAAUCCGAUAGAACUGCAUCCGGUCACAGUAAACAUACAGGACCAGAAUGAUAAUGCUCCGCAGAUUCUCUACCCGGUGCAGUCUGGCAUUUCUCUGAUGACUGAAAUGGUGCCUCGUUCAGCAGACGUGGGGUAUCUUGUCACAAAGGUGGUGGCUGUCGACAUGGACUCUGGACAGAAUUCCUGGCUUACAUACAAACUGUUGACGGCGACAGACAGGUCGCUGUUUGAGGUGGAUUUGCAAAACGGAGAGAUACGAACCUUGCGUCGGGUCACGGAUAAAGAUGCUGCAAAACAAAGAUUUACUGUUGUAGUUGAGGACAGUGGGCAGCCCUCUCGCUCAGCAACUGUAACCGUUAAUUUAGUGGUAGCAGACAGCUUCCCAGAAGUGCUUUCAGAAUUCAAUGACUUCACGCAGGACAAGGAUUACAAUGACAACUUGACUUUUUAUUUAGUCGUGGCCUUGGCUGUAGUCUCUUUCCUCUUCAUAUCUUCCUUAGUUGUUAUAAUAUCAGUAAAAAUCUACAGAUGGAGACAGUCCCGCAUUUUCUAUCAAUCCAAUCUGCCAAUUAUUCCGUAUUAUCCACCACGUUACGCAGACGCUGGGGGAACAGGAACUCUACAACACGUGUACAAUUACGAGGUGUGCAGGACCACUGACUCCAGAAAGAGUGACUGUACAUUUAUGAGACCCUGUAGUCAGAGCGUUUUAAUGCUGGACCCCAGCGCCACAGAGACAAUGCAGCACGUGCAGAAAGAAGAGCAUCUCCUGGGAGAUUCUGACUCUUCAGCCGAGGUGAGAUUAUAA